AUGCUGAAAAGAUAUCUCUCUUCAACCUCCGCCAAGAGCUUGGCGAGUGCUUUAGACGAGAAAGUGUACCAAGUCACCACUUAUGCGAGACCAGACGAUCUUUGUAUUACCAGAGGCCAAAAUGCCAAACUCUAUGAUGAUAUCAAUGGGAGAGAGUACAUUGACUUUACUGCUGGUAUAGCAGUCACUGCUUUGGGUCACUCAAAUCCUGAGGUGGCAGAUAUAAUGCACAAGCAGGCUUUGAAGUUGGUGCAUUCUUCGAAUCUGUAUUACAAUAAAGAAUGCUUAGACUUGAGCUCGAAGCUAGUUGAGAAGACAAAGAAGUUUGGAGGACAAUUCGACGCUUCAAAGGUUUUUCUAUGUAAUUCUGGUACUGAGGCCAAUGAGGCGGCCCUGAAAUUUGCUAAGAAACACGGUAUCACUAUUAAUCCCAAGAAGCAAGGUAUCAUCGCUUUCCAAAAUUCAUUCCAUGGACGUACUAUGGGGGCUUUGUCCGUUACUUCUAAUCCCAAGUACAGAACACCAUUCGGAGACCUGAUUCCUCAUGUGACAUUUUUGAACUUGAACGAUGAGUUGACUAAAUUCAAUGAUUACAUCAGUUCGAACAGAGAUAAGUUAGCUGGGUUGAUUGUGGAACCAGUGCAGGGUGAAGGUGGUAUUUUUCCAGUUCCAGCCGAUAAGCUGAUCGGUUUGAAAAAAAUCUGCAGCGAAAACGAAGUCGCUGUCAUUUAUGAUGAGAUUCAGUGUGGUCUUGGUCGUACCGGCAAGCUGUGGGCUCAUGCCGCCUUGCCCAAGGAAGCCCAUCCAGAUAUUUUCACCUCCGCAAAGGCUCUUGGUAACGGAUUCCCCAUUGCAGCCACGAUUGUGAACGACAAGAUCAACAAUGCCUUACAAGUCGGUGAUCAUGGAACCACUUACGGUGGUAACCCUCUAGGUAGUGCGGUUAGCAAAUACGUGGUGGAUGUGAUUGCAGACGAGAAGUUCUUGAGCCAAGUCGAGGCCAAAGGUGAGAUUUUCAAGACCAGAUUGCGUGAACUACAAAAGAGAUUUCCUGAGCAAAUCAAGGACGUCAGAGGCAGAGGUUUAAUCAUCGGGGCUGAAUUUGCGGAACCACCGACCGAAGUCAUUAAAAGGGCCAGGGAACUAGGCCUACUGGUAAUCACUGCUGGAAAAAGCACCGCCAGAUUCGUGCCCGCUUUGACUAUUGAAGACUCAGUAAUUGAAGAAGGUCUGGAAAUCUUUGCAAAGGCUGUAGAAGCAGUGUACAAAUGA
This is a messenger RNA of Torulaspora globosa, 1272 nucleotides long. RefSeq names its product acetylornithine transaminase (gene ARG8). Gene Ontology annotation, biological process: arginine metabolic process. Bases 1 to 1272 code for a protein of 423 amino acids. The record is from RefSeq and is a predicted model, not a curated record. Gene Ontology annotation, molecular function: pyridoxal phosphate binding; identical protein binding; transaminase activity. The transcript has a single exon. Gene Ontology annotation, cellular component: mitochondrial matrix. Lineage: Eukaryota; Fungi; Ascomycota; Saccharomycetes; Saccharomycetales; Saccharomycetaceae.